AUGAAAGUUCUAGCAGUCAUCUUUACCGUAUUAGUCGCAGUCAAUGCGUCGAAGCAGUGCCCAAAAGAUGAUGAAUUCGCAUGGGAAAAAGAUGUUCUUUUAGAACAUGAAAUGUGCAACAAAUUUUACAAAUGCACCUUCGGUACUCCGGUCGAGAUGUCGUGUGCAGAUGGCCUUUUCUUUAACCACGAACUUGGGAUUUGCGAUUGGAAGCAAAACGUAAAUUGUGGUGAUAGAAAUAUCCCUGAUGAUAAACCUAGUAGUGGAGAGAAUGACGAUGAUGAUAAAGAUCAAGGUGGUGAUGAAAACGAUGAUUUGGAAAUUGAUAUUUGCGCUUUGCCAGGCAAGGAUGUACCGGAAUCGGGACUUUUAGAAAACGGAUGUCCAAUUGAUUCGACGGUACAUUGGCUUUUGCCUCAUGAGGAUGAUUGCAACAAAUUCUAUUACUGCGUAAACGGCGCUAAAAUUGAACAACAAUGUUUUGGUCCUUUGCACUUUAACAGCAGACUUCAGGUAUGCGAUCUCCCAAUGAACGCGUGUUGUGCUAAUUCCUUUAGCAAACACGUUUCCGGACUAAUAUCUGCAAUCUUGUUCCUUGCUGUCGCUUCAGCGGCUAGCGCCAUAAACUUCUGCCCCAAGAUACAAGAAAUCGACUGGGAAAUUGAAUUAUUACUACCGCAUUGGGAAUGCAAUAAAUUCUACCAAUGUACUCACGGGAAACCUGUCGAGAUGGUUUGUCCUAAGGGACUCUUUUUCAGUAUCAUUAAAAACAAAUGCGAUUGGAGGGACCUCGUGAGAUGUGGGGAUAGGAUUGUUCUUGAAGAAUUUAAGCCAGAAGUAACCAAGGCACCAGAGACUACACCUGUAACGGAAAGAAACGAGAAUGACAAUAUUACUGUAGUGGAGAUAGAGAAACCAAUCAUUGAAUUACUUCCCAAUGGAUGUCCAGUAGAUCCUGAGAUACACUGGUUGUUACCUAGUGAGAAGUUCUGUAAUUUGUUCUACUACUGUGUGGGAGGCGAGAGAGAAUUAAGACGGUGUCCAUUCUGGUUGCAUUUCAAUAAAGAAUUGCAGGUUUGUGAUUGGCCGAGGAAUUCCGGCUGCGUAGACAUCUACAGAACUAUUCUUGUCUUAGCGGCUAUAACAGCUGCUAACGGUUUCAACUUCUGUCCUAAAAUACAAGAGAUUAACUGGGAAAUCGAACUGCUAUUACCACAUUGGGAAUGCAAUAAAUUCUACCAAUGUACCCACGGGAAACCUGUCGAGAUGAUUUGCCCGAAAGGGCUUUACUUCAGUAUCAUUAAAAACAAAUGCGAUUGGAGAGACCUCGUUAGAUGUGGGGACAGAGUCGUACUUGAUAGACCGGAACAUGAUGGUCUUGAAAUACCACAAACUACAGAAUCACCAGAAAAGAAUAACACCGUUGUUGAACCUCAGAAACCUGAAGGUCCAGAAAUUGAAUUACUUCCCAAUGGAUGUCCAGUAGACCCUGAGAUACACUGGUUGUUACCUAAUGAGAAGUUCUGCAAUUUGUUCUACUAUUGUGUGGAAGGCGAGAGAGAAUUAAGACGGUGUCCAUUCUGGUUACAUUUUAAUAGGAAACUUCAGGUGUGUGACUGGCCGAAAAAUUCUGGAUGUAUAGAGAUAUUCACAGUCAUAACAGCAAUUUUCUUCCUAGCCGCUGCCGUAGCGGGUAGCGGUCUCAAUUUAUGUCCCAAAAUUCAAGAAGUCGAUUGGGAAAUAGAAUUAUUAUUACCGCAUUGGAAAUGCAACAAAUUCGUUCAAUGUACCCAUGGGGAGCCUAUCGAGAUGUCGUGCCCAGAUGGACUUUACUUCAGCGUUAUUGAGGGCAUCUGCGAUUGGAGGGAAAACGUCGAUUGUGGAUUUAGAGUUGUCCCCGAUGUGACGAAACCUGAAGAUGUGAAGCCAACGGAAACUACCAUUACAAUUGAAGAGAAUAUAACAGAAGAAAGCAAACAAACAGAACCUGACACUACAGUAGAUGAAGUCAGUAUACCAGAGGAAAUCGAGACUGAAAAACCAGAUCUUCCAGUGAUUGAGUUUCUUCCAAAUGGAUGUCCAGUGGAUUCCGAGGUUCAUUGGUUACUGCCGCAUGAGAAUUUCUGCAAUUUGUUCUACUAUUGCGUGCAAGGUGAAAGAGAGAUAUCAAGUUGUCCUUUCUGGUUGCAUUUUAAUUGGGAAUUGCAGAUGGUACAAAGUGCUGUUCAUCAACAGAGCAACAUAUCUGACGCUAAUUGGGAAAUAGAACUAGUGUUGGCGCAUGAAGAGUGUAAUAAGUUUUACAAAUAUUUUAACGGGAAACCAUUAGAGGUGAUAUGCCCUAAAGGUCUUAAUUUCAAUGUGAAAUAUUUGAGAUGUGAUUGGAAACAUAAUGUAGAUUGUGAAGGACGUACUCCAGAUGUUCAAAGCGAUGAUGAAAUAACGAAUAAUGAGGAAUCGGAAAUUGAUGAUUUGGAAAAUGAAGAAAUAGACGCUGACAAUGGUGAUCGAAAUAUUUUGCAACAACUUUGUACGAACGAUAUCAACCCCGAAGAGGCUGAGACCGAACAUACAGUACUAGAGGCAUGGGAGGGUGCACCGGCAAUAAUCAACGUUCUAGCGGUGAUCUUACUUGUAACGGCAGUUGUGGCCGAGGAUGGUGCAUUAUGUCCUAAGGAACAGGAUGCCAAUUACGAAGUGGAUAGAUUGGUAGCCCACGAGGAUUGUAAUAAAUUCUACAAAUGCGUCCAAGGGGAACCCGUUGAAAUGAUGUGCCCAGAAGGAUUGUUGUUCAACUCUGUGUUCCGCUUCUGCGACUGGACCCUCAAUGUCGAUUGUGGGGAAAGAAGAAUGCCUACUGAACGAGCCAUUCCUAUUACUGAAGUGACUGAGGCACAGCCAGAAGGAGAGGCGAGCGGAGACAGUGAAGAAUCUAAUGAAAUUGAAUUGCUUGAAAAUGGAUGUCCCGUAGAUCCAGUUAUUCACUGGCUUGUUCCCGACGACGAAGAUUGUCUGCGACUGGGCUCAAUUCGCCAACUGCACAGCGACAGGAACUGCCCCUACGACUACAGUCACUACACCAGUCCCAACGACAGUCGCCGCUUAAAUUGUCUUAGUAAGCUGAGCAUGGUUCACUUCAGUGCUCGAUUUGGUACAGGUGAAUUGGCGUUAUUGAUUUUAUCUAUUGCCUCGGCAUACGCAGUUUCAUGUCCGGGACCAGAAUCAUGGAAUGAAACUGUAUUUUUGCUACAUGAAGACUGUCAUAAGUUCUACAAAUGUGUGUUUGGACAGCCAAUCGAAAUGUCCUGCUCUGCCGGAUUGUAUUUUAACCUUGAGACGUCACAAUGCGAUUGGAAAGAAAACGUUGAUUGUCCAAACGAUGUGUCAGAAGAACAAGGCUCGCAAUUCUUAGAGAAUGGUUGUCCAAGAGAUUCAUCUGUGCAUUGGCUUUUGCCGCAUGAAAAUGAUUGCAACCUAUUCUAUACUUGCGUUUCGGGAAGAAAAUUGAAACGCAGUUGUCCUGGCUCGCUACAUUUUGACUUUGAACAGCAGAUAUGCGGUUGGCCGAAACCAGAGGGCUGUGACACUUCGAACGAAGAUUCUAGUACAGAGAUUGAUAGUCCUGAAAAUAAUCCUUCUAAAGAAGACAAUUCAAUUGAGGAUAAUACUAAGGAAGAUAUUUCUAAAGAGGAUGAUAGCAAAGAAGAUGAAAGUAAAGAAGACGUUACUAAAGAAGAUUCUAGUUCUGAAAAUAAUCCUUCUAAAGAAGACAAUUCAAUUGAAAAUAAUACUAAAGAGGAUAUUUCAAAAGAGGAUGAUAGCAAAGAAGAUAUAUCAAAAGAAGAUGAUAGUAAAGAGGAUUCUAGUUCGGAAGGUAGUUCUGAAAAUAAUUCUUCCGAAGGAGAUAUAACAAUUGAGGAAUUCUCUGAGGAAGAUAUCUCUAAAGAAAAUGACACCAAGGAAAAUAAUACUAAAGAAGAUGACAGUAACGAAAAUGAUAGCAAAGAAGACAUAUCUAACGAAAAUAACACUAACGAAAAUGACUCUAAAGAAAGUAUUUCUAACGAAGAUACCUCUAAUGAAGAAGAUUCUUCAAAAGAUUCUUCAGAAGAGAAGACAGAAGAAGACACGUCCAAUGAUGAUACAGAUCUUCGCAGUGUUAAAAAAAUUGAAGCGAUCGUUCAUGUUAAUGUUCUAAAAAGUAUGCAAAACGGAUUAUAAAUAUAAAAUUGCUGAAUAUAUAAUUUUGCUUCUCUGGUAUUAUUGAAUAAGUAAUUAUCGGUAAUU
Molecule: messenger RNA, 4287 nt
Organism: Papilio polytes (common Mormon)
Lineage: Eukaryota; Metazoa; Arthropoda; Insecta; Lepidoptera; Papilionidae
Gene: IIM1
Exons: 15
Coding region: 1-4221 (1406 amino acids)
Cellular component (GO): extracellular region
Molecular function (GO): chitin binding
Source: RefSeq, a predicted model, not a curated record